ACAGCCAGAACGCCACCUCCCCCAGCUAUAUGGCUGUGUCAUCCAAGCACUCUCUUCUCUUUCCUGUCUUCCUCUCCUGCUUGCUGGCUCACACAUACCCUCCAUUGUUUUUCUUGUGGGUCUAAGCUGAAGGGAGAAAUACAAAAAUAGAGGGAUUUGAAUAACAGCCAGAGGUGUUACGAGCUGAGAAUACUCAGAGGCAUAUGAUGGAAAAGCAAGACAUUUUUCUGCACAAUAACCCACAUGAGAGAUACAAUCUGAGAAUGCAAAGGUGCAGAGAAAAGAUGGAGAGGAAACACACAACAGAAGUGAAUCAGUGUAAGAGGAAAGUGAGGGUGUGUGUAGCAACAUGCAACAGAGCGGACUACUCCAAGCUGGCCCCCAUCAUGUUUGGGAUCAAAAACAACCCUGAGGAAUUUGAACUGGAGGUCGUAGUGCUGGGCUCUCAUCUCAUCGAUGAUUACGGAAACACUUUCCGUAUGAUCGAGCAGGACGACUUUGACAUCGGCUCCAAGCUCCACACCAUUGUGAGAGGAGAGGAUGAGGCAGCCAUGGUGGAGAGUGUUGGGCUGGCACUUGUGAAACUCCCCGAUGUGCUCCAAAGGCUGAGCCCUGACAUCCUGGUCGUCCAUGGUGACCGGUUUGACGCGCUAGCCCUUGCAACGGCUGCGGCCCUGAUGAACAUUAGGAUACUUCACCUGGAGGGAGGAGAGGUGAGUGGUACAAUUGACGACUCAAUCCGUCAUGCCAUCAGUAAACUGGCCCAUUACCACGCCUGCUGCACACGCCGGGCCGAGCAGCACCUCAUUGCCAUGUGUGAGGACCACUCUCGCAUCCUGCUGGCUGGCUGCCCUUCCUACGAUAAGCUGCUGUCAAAUAAUCACAGAGACGACUACAUGGAUAUCAUCAGGAGCUGGCUUGGUGACAAGGUGCAGGAUUCAGGCUACAUUGUGGCUUUGCAGCACCCGGUUACCACUGACAUCCACAGCUCCAUUAAGAUCUACGGGCUGAUGCUGGACGCCCUUAUUUCCUUCAACAAAAAGACCCUCAUCCUCUUCCCUAACAUUGAUGCCGGAAGUAAGGAGAUGGUGCGUGUGAUGCGAAAGAAAGGCAUUGAGCAGCACCCUAACUUCAAGGCCGUGAAGCACAUUCCCUUCGACCAUUUCAUCCAGCUGGUGAGCCACGCCGGGUGCAUGAUCGGGAACAGCAGCGGCGGGGUACGAGAGGCAGGGGCCUUCGGCACGCCGGUCAUUAACCUAGGAUCAAGGCAAACUGGCAGAGAAACGGGUGAGAAUGUUCUUCAUGUCAGAGAUGCCGACACUCAAGACAAGAUCUACCAUGCUCUGGAGCUGCAGUUUGGAAAGAGAUACCCCUGCUCCAAGAUUUAUGGUGAUGGCAAUGCAGUUCCUCGUAUUCUCAAGUUUUUACGGACCAUUGACUUAGAUGAGCCCCUCCAAAAGACUUUCUGUUUCCCUUCGGUGAAAGAAUGCAUUUCCCAGGACAUCGAUCACAUCCUGGAGACCCAGAGCGCUUUGGCUGUAGACCUGGGUGGGACCAACCUCAGGGUGGCCAUCAUCGGGAUGAGGGGUAAGAUAGUAGAGAAGUACACUCAGCCCAAUCCAAAAAGCUUCGAAGCCAGGAUGCAGCUCAUUUUAAAGAUGUGUGCAGAUGCCAUGCGGGAUGCCGUCAGCCUCAACUGUAGAAUUCUCGGUGUUGGAGUGUCCACUGGUGGGCGUGUAAACCCACAAGAAGGCUUGGUGCUGCACUCCACAAACCUGAUCCAGGAAUGGUCUGCAGUUGACUUGAGAACACCCAUAUCCGAUGCGCUGCACCUACCUGUGUGGGUAGAUAAUGACGGCAACUGUGCUGCGUUGGCUGAGAAGAAAUUUGGUUAUGGGAAGAAUGUGGAGAAUUUUGUCACUGUCAUCACAGGAACAGGUAUUGGCGGAGGCAUCAUCCAUAACAACGAGCUGAUUCAUGGCUCUACCUUCUGCGCUGCAGAGCUAGGCCACAUCAUGGUUUCAUUAGAAGGACCAGAGUGUUCCUGUGGCAGCAGAGGAUGCAUAGAGGCCUACGCGUCGGGCAAUGCUCUGCAGAGAGAGGCCAAAAGGCUACAAGAUGAGGACCUGCUGAAGGUGGAGGGGCUGAAUAUAAAACAGGCGGAGACGAUCACUGCUGCCCACCUCAUCAGUGCAGCCAGACUAGGGAACAACCAAGCCGACACUGUUCUGAACAAAGCCUCCACAGCUUUGGGCGUGGGCAUCGUAAACAUCCUCCACAUAGUGAACCCCACGCUGGUGAUACUGUCUGGAGUUUUGGCCUCUUACUACCAAGCCCCGGUGCAGCGCAUCAUUUCCGAGAGAGCGCUCAAAUCUGCCCAGGACAUCAAGGUCCUCACAUCAGUGCUGGAAGAACCUGCUUUACUUGGAGCAGCCAGCAUGGUGUUAGACUAUACGACCAGGAGAUUACAUUGAAGGAUAUGGUCCCGAUUUACGACGGACUGCAACCAACAGGAGGACUGAAAGUAUCAAAUGUACUGCCCAGAUAGAUGCCUUGAUGAAGUUUUGCUUGCGAUGUUCACAAAAAUGAAAAUCCUCGAGCCUGGGAAAAUGAUGACUGCACAAUCAGACUAUAUGAUGGCCAUCAUUGCACGGGCCAGGAAUUCAUUUUUUUAUCUACAUAGUCAAGGUUAAAUGAACACCAUAGGCUUUUAUUUAAGCAAGUAUUUAGUAACAGCAAAGCCAUCUUCAAGCCAAAAUUACCCAUACUGGGUAAGACCCAUACUGUGAUGUUGGUAGGAAAAGUCUGUCAUUAUGGGAAGCGUAUAUCAGAUGUGACCAAAAUAUUGCUAAAACAUUCUCCUGCAGCUUCCUUUCAGUUCUCCUAGAUUGCUUGCCUUCUCACGUUUUUUAUAAAUCUGUUGGAGUUUUCAUUUGAAAUGUGUUGGGUAUUUAAGAGAAGGGUCACAGUCAAGUUGAUAUGUUACAUUUCCAUGAUUUAUUCAAUAUUAUUAUGAGUUUGGGGGAAUUAUUCGUUAUUUAAAGAUGGUGGUUGUGGUAUUUGAUGAGAUUGAAGGCUUACAGGUUAAGAAAUGCUUAAUGAAAAAUCUGUUGGAAUACAAUAAUAAACCGUAAGGUAACAACUGCUAUAAAAGCUGCUACAGUAUAAGGGGGCCUGAGGGUGAAUCUUUUUCCUGAAUCAGGUGAAAUUGUAUAUACUUUUCAUAAUCACUGAUCUUAUGAAAAUGUUCACUGAUUUAGAAUUUUUUUCAUGUCUUUAGAAGAUAUAUUUUAUUGCAAACAUGUUUGCGUUUCUAUGUAAUAACAUAUUGUGCUUUACUGAUUUUAAAUUUAUUUGUAAUACUGUUUGGGUUAAUGCCCAAACAACCUUCUUGUUGAAGAUAACCACAAUAAAUAAACUUUAUUUAACUGAGGAAA
This is a messenger RNA of Eleginops maclovinus (Patagonian blennie), 3437 nucleotides long. It is a transcript of the gene gne, whose product is annotated as glucosamine (UDP-N-acetyl)-2-epimerase/N-acetylmannosamine kinase. Gene Ontology annotation, biological process: UDP-N-acetylglucosamine metabolic process. The transcript is spliced from 14 exons. The record is from RefSeq and is a predicted model, not a curated record. Lineage: Eukaryota; Metazoa; Chordata; Actinopteri; Perciformes; Eleginopidae. Gene Ontology annotation, molecular function: N-acylmannosamine kinase activity; hydrolase activity, hydrolyzing O-glycosyl compounds; UDP-N-acetylglucosamine 2-epimerase activity. The coding region runs from base 204 to 2474 and encodes 756 amino acids.